AUGGGGACAGUCGCCCUGGGUCCCUGCUGGGCAGUGCUCCUGCUCCCUCUCUUGGUGCUUGGGGUCCCCACUGAGGAGUCCACCUUUGGAGAAUCUGUGACCUCCAACCCCCCUGGGGGUUGCCGACGGUGCUGUGACUCCACGGACCCCCUAGCCCCUGCUGAUGCUGCAGGUGUGCCAGCAGCCUCUCCAUCCGCCCUCCCAUAUGUCCUGCCUGAGGUCAGGCCCUAUAUUAACAUCACCAUCCUGAAGGGUGACAAAGGGGACCGUGGCUUGCUGGGCAUGCCAGGGAAGCUGGGCAAGGAGGGUCCCCGGGGAGACCGUGGCCCACAGGGCGCCAAGGGCACCAAGGGGCAGGCGGGCAGCCCCGGCAGCCCAUGCCAGACACGCUUCUCGGCCUUCUCAGUGGGCCGAAAGACGGCCCUGCACAGCAGCGAGGGCUUCCAGCCACUGCUCUUCGACACAGUCUUUGUGAACCCAGACGGGCACUUCGACCUGGCCGCCGGCCACUUUGCCGCCCCGCUGCGUGGCCUCUACUUCUUCAGCCUCAAUGUGCAUAGUUGGAACUUCAAGGAGACCUACGUGCACGUGGUGCACAACGAGGAGGCGGCCGUCAUCCUGUACGCGCAGCCCAGCGACCGCAGCAUCAUGCAGAGCCAGAGCGUGAUGCUGGCCCUGCUGCCCGGCGACCGUGUCUGGGUGCGGCUCUUCAAGCGUGAGCGCGAGAAUGCUGUCUAUAGUGACGAUGUCGACACCUACAUCACCUUCAGCGGCCAUCUCAUCAAGCCCGAGGACGAUUGA
Messenger RNA from Trichechus manatus latirostris (Florida manatee), 801 nucleotides. RefSeq names its product C1q and TNF related 6 (gene C1QTNF6). Lineage: Eukaryota; Metazoa; Chordata; Mammalia; Sirenia; Trichechidae. The transcript has 2 exons. Gene Ontology annotation, molecular function: protein binding. The coding region runs from base 1 to 801 and encodes 266 amino acids. The record is from RefSeq and is a predicted model, not a curated record.